Molecule: messenger RNA, 1937 nt
Organism: Chilo suppressalis (striped riceborer)
Lineage: Eukaryota; Metazoa; Arthropoda; Insecta; Lepidoptera; Crambidae
Source: the annotation of a GenBank genome assembly
UGCAUUGAUUAUUUUCAUAAUCUUACAUAAAGAUUUCUGCGAUAAAAAUUACCUAUAUAAAUAAGUUUAUUUGGAUUCAAUACUGUUGUUAAACGUCAGUGAGCUGUAUAUUCUGAAAUUCACUUGCAACAUGAAAGGUGUGCUAUUAGUGGCGUUGUUAUGCGCCUUGAGCGUCGUUCACACGAAAAAGACCGUGGUUUGCUUCUACGGAUCCUGGGCGGCACACAGGACAGGUCAGGGCAGGUUCACCGUAAACAAUUUAGACCCACACCUCUGCACACAUCUGGUAUACGCAUUUUCUGGUAUAAAUGCGCAGGGGAUGGUCGUAUCAAUUGAUCCAAAGCUAGACUUGGCUGAAGACAAUGGUGCAGAUAACUAUAGACAAUUUAAUGAAUUGAAAAAGAAGAACACUGAAUUGAAAACCCUUUUGGCCGUUGGAGGUUUUAAUGAAGGAUCAGCUAAAUUCUCUAGGAUGGCAGCUAGUCCGGCACUACGAAAAAACUUCAUCGAGAGUGCUAUCGUAACGAUUAAUAAGCAUGGAUUUAAUGGUCUUGAUGUCAGUUGGUUGUAUCCCAAUCAACGAGACUCACCCAACCAUCAAGCUGAUGUAGACAACUUUUCUGCACUUCUGAAGGAAAUGAGAGUAUAUUUUGAUCAGCGUGGCCUGUUAUUAACAAUUGCUGUAUCUGCAGCCCCAAAAGUGGCAUCAAAAUCGUAUAAUGUGGCAGCAUUGGCGCAAUACGUACACUUAGUAAAUUUGAUGGCACAUGACUUGCACGGUCCUUGGGAUCCGUUCACUAAUCACAAUGCCGCUCUUCAUAAAGGAGAAGGAGAGCAAAAUGUUGCAAAAGAAGAUUUACUCACUGACGAGGCGGCUGUGGAAUACUGGUUAAGCAAAGGUUGCCCUCCGGAAAAACUAGUUCUCGGAUUACCUUUCUUUGGUCAUACAUACAAAUUAAGAUACGCCAGGAUCAACGGUGUAAAUGCUCCUGCCACUGGACCUGGUAUCAUGGGUCCUCACACGCAAAUCCCCGGUGCUAUUGCAUAUUUUGAGCUAUGCAACCUAAUUCGAACGGAAAACUGGUUGAUCAAAAGGGAUGAGCUCGCGGGUGUGCCCUACGCUACUAAGGGGGAGAACUGGAUGUCUUACGACGAUUACCAAUCCAUAAAAGCAAAAGUGGCAUUUGCCAAUAAGCACAACUUAGCUGGUGUUAUGGCUUGGAGUGUGGAGUAUGAUGAUUUUAACAACGUAUGCGGUGGAGGAAAAUUCACUCUUCUGAAUGCUAUUCAUCAAGUUAUAAACGAAGAAUCCAUUAUUAAUAAUAAUAAUGGAACAAAAGCAUCUUUAUAAAUAGCAAAAGAAUAGCAUGAGCAAGAACAACGAUUUGGACUUAUUCAAGGGUGACAUUCGCAACUUUAAAAAUAAACUAAUGUGACAUCUCCUUUUAAUUAAUUUUAUUGUAAUUUGAUUUUAAUUGUGUUAUUAUUUCUAUAAAUUAAUUUUAUCUGUAAUUUAUUGUGACUAAUUAAUUUCGUUUUUUUUUAUUAUAUAUAUAUGUUGACUUUAUUCGAUUAUAACUCUUCUUUAAUGCUUUGAUUUUAACCGGGACAGUGUUGAUUAUAUGUAUUUCUUUUUUAAAUCUAAGAAAGCUUUUAAUGGCUUUUUCAUCGACAGUUUCCCAGCAUUUCUUGCUUGUAUUCCAUAACGCAUGUGGUCUUUACCUAUAAUUGUAAUAACAUUAAGCUUAAGUAUUUUAUCAUUACCUGCUAGAUUGUUGUGUCAAUGUUUAUUAUGUUUGUGAUCAAAUAAAUAAAUAAAUAACGAUUGGUAAUUUAUUUGCAAUAUAUAUUUCAAAGUGAUGACCACAUUAAUUCUUUUUGAAUCUUUUAUUUUGCUAAAUAUCCUUAAAAACCAUGACAUUAAAACUUUUUCUUCG